AUGAACUUAUCGUAUUAUGAACUUCUUGAAAUACCUGAAACAGCAGCACAUGAAGAAAUAAAACAACAAUAUCAAAAAUUGUUACUUAUUCAUCAUCCAGAUAAAUCUCAACGUUCUUUAAUAAAUUCCGAAGACACGAAUAAAAGCGAAAAA
Molecule: messenger RNA, 153 nt
Organism: Dentiscutata erythropus
Lineage: Eukaryota; Fungi; Glomeromycota; Glomeromycetes; Diversisporales; Gigasporaceae
Source: the annotation of a GenBank genome assembly